AUGGGGAUCAAAGUCCACGGAGGUGUAUUUUCAACCGCUACUAUGCGAGUUUUCGCUUGCCUCAAUGAAAAAGAGAUUCACUUUGAGUUUACCGCCGUCGACAUGCGUACCGGCGAGCACAAAAAGGAACAUUUCCUUUUGCGAAAUCCAUUUGGUAAACUACCAGCCUUUGAAGAUGGAGAUCUGAAGCUUUUUGAAUCAAGGGCAAUUACCAAAUAUAUUGCAUCCACACACUCACAUAAGGGGACCCAGCUGGUGAUUGAGGACCCAAAGAAGAAGGCAAUCAUGUCUGUGUGGAUGGAAGUGGAGGCACACCAGUUUGACCCACCAGCUUCCAAGCUCACAUGGGAGCUUGCUCUAAAGCCACAAUUUGGCAUGGUAACCGAUGAAGCAGUGGUGAAGGUGCAUGAAGUUGAGCUGGCAAAGGUUCUUGACAUCUAUGAGGCUCGUUUGUCUGAGUCAAAGUACUUGGGUGGAGACUGCUUCACCUUGGUAGACCUACACCACCUUCCUACCAUGCACUACUUGAUGGGUACUAAAAUUAAGGCACUGUUUGGUUCACGCCCCCAUGUGAGUGCUUGGUGUGCUGAGUGCUUGGCAAGGCCAGCUUGGUUGAAGGUCGUUGCCAUGCAGAAAAAGGAGUAAUAAGCUUGCUUGUAUAAUACCUAAACCAUUAUCCU
Messenger RNA from Ilex paraguariensis (yerba mate), 680 nucleotides. The record is from the annotation of a GenBank genome assembly. NCBI's taxonomy places the organism in Eukaryota, Viridiplantae, Streptophyta, Magnoliopsida, Aquifoliales, Aquifoliaceae.